This is a messenger RNA of Racocetra persica, 926 nucleotides long. Lineage: Eukaryota; Fungi; Glomeromycota; Glomeromycetes; Diversisporales; Gigasporaceae. The record is from the annotation of a GenBank genome assembly.
AUUUACAACAAAGAGGAAUAGUGGCUAAUGUGGCUAAUUUAGAUAAUUUUUACCAACUGGAAUUUGAACCAAAAAAAAAGGUGGUUUAUUUAGGGAUAGAUUGCACGGGAGAAAGACUUCAUAUUGGACAUUUAUUUUUACUCGUUCAGACUAUUCGUUUUGCCAAAGAAGGUUUUCAAAUUCUCCUGGUUUUAGGCGGAGCCACCAGUAAAAUCGGUGACCCAAGUGAUAAAAAUGAGGAACGACCGCUACUGGCGAUCGAAAAAAUUGAGAAUUAUCAGGCCAAAAUAAAAGCGCAAAUAGAAAGAAUAUUAAUUAAGCCCAAAAAGAAAGAAAAAAAUGACCUUGCCCCUCUCGAACAAUUUUACGCUGAUAACCCAAAAUUACUAAAGGAUAUUUAUCAAAUAUUAAGUAGUUUUUCUCCGGAAAAUAAGACUUUUGCUUUCAAUUUCCCUCUUUUGGCCGACUCCAGCGGCAAAAAAAUCUCUAAAAGCGAAAGCGGCAAGCAGGCGUUAUGGCUAGAUAGCGAACACAAGAGCCAAAUUAACGAGUUAUCAAAAUUGAAUAAUCCUCCUAAAGCCGACUGGGCCCAGUGGAUAGAGCGCUUGUUUGCGGAGCAAGAGGUCGGAGGUUCGAUUCCUCCUAAGCGCGCCAUGUUAUCAACAAUGAAAGAAGAUAAAAACCUUAAUCCAUACUAUCUUAUUAUCGAUAAAGAUACGAACAAUGCCUAUUUUUGUUUCUCUGGUGCCGUCAAAAGCGGUUGGGAGGAUUUAACUAAUAAUUACGAAAGUAUCCAUGAAGUAGAAUUAGAAUUUGAAACUAAUGAACGAGCAAUACAAAAUAAAGAUGGAAGACGUUCGGCAAGGGCAGCACGAAUAAAGACAAUGACAGAACAACCAAUUAGCCCAAAUCCAAAUAAAUCCUGA